This is a messenger RNA of Gadus chalcogrammus (walleye pollock), 2251 nucleotides long. Its product is annotated as G-protein coupled receptor 20. The transcript has 5 exons. NCBI's taxonomy places the organism in Eukaryota, Metazoa, Chordata, Actinopteri, Gadiformes, Gadidae. The coding region runs from base 1 to 1227 and encodes 408 amino acids. The record is from RefSeq and is a predicted model, not a curated record. Gene Ontology annotation, molecular function: G protein-coupled receptor activity. Gene Ontology annotation, biological process: phospholipase C-activating G protein-coupled receptor signaling pathway; positive regulation of Rho protein signal transduction. Gene Ontology annotation, cellular component: membrane.
AUGGAGAACAUUCUCGGGGAUGUCAGCAGCACCACCACCGUGAAGCUGCCGCCGAGCCCGACGCCAGGACCGACCAACUGCAGUGCGUGGGACCAACAGUGGGGGGCGCCAUAUCUGCACAGGCUGGCGCACCUCGAUCCUCAGCUCUAUCAGGAUUACUAUGCAGUGUGGCUCUCACUUCUGGUGUCCAACUGCCUGAUGCUGGUGAUCGGCGUGGUCCUCAACAGCCUGGCCCUCUACGUGUUCUGCGGCGCGUCCACCCAGUCCUCCGCGCCAGUGGUUUACACGAUAAACCUCGCGAUAGCCGACCUGCUGGUGGCGCUGUCGCUCUCCGCGCGCAUCGCGCUCUACCACAGCGGCGGGAGCUGCCUGGCCUGCUCCUACGUGCAUACCUUCAGCUACUUCGUCAACAUGUACUGCAGCAUCCUCUUCUUGACCAGCAUCUGCAUCGACCGCUACCUGGCAGUGGUGCACGCCUCGGGCACGCUGCACCGGUGGAGGACGGCGGGAGCGGCCCGCUGCCUCAGUGCUCUGGUGUGGUUCAUCGCUGUGGUGGUCACCUACUCCUUCCAGACCGCGGCGCUAGAGUUCGGCACCUCCUGCGUGCUGCUCCCCGCCCUCUUCUACCUGACGGUGCUGGAGUUCCUGCUGCCCCUGCUGGCCGUGGUGGGCUUCACCCUGCGCGUGGCCUGCUUCCUCAGCUCCGCCCCCUCCGGCCGGGGCCACGCCCCCAUGCCCCGCCAGAGCCUGGAGCGGCGGGCGCGCGCCGUGCGGCUCCUGGCCACCGUGCUGGUGGUGUUCACCGUGUGCUUCACGCCCUUCCACGUGCGGCAGGCCCUGGUCUACUUCCGGGUGAGAGGCGGGGGAGGGGGAGGAGCUAGAGGAGGAGGAGGAGGAGAGGGGGAGGAGGGGCCAGGGAAGGAGGCGGGGCAGGUGCUGGCCUAUCACGUGACGGUGACGCUGAGCAGCCUCAACAGCUGCCUGGACCCCGUGGUGUACUGCUUCGUGACGGACAGCUUCAAGAGGCUGUGGCGCCGCAGGAUGAGGACGGCGGGGGGCUCGACGGUGGCGAUAGGGGGAGGAGGAGGAGGAGGAGAGAUGCCGUCGGUGAAGAAGUGUUCGGGGACAGCCAUGGCGCUGGCUCAGAGUGUGGCCACGCUCACGCUGGCCUCCGUGCCCGGACCCUCCCCCGCCUCCUCCAACCUCGCUCGGGAGCACUCCACCUAGAGGACCUCCAGGUAGACCUCCAUGCCCAAGGAGGAGGAGGAAGAGGAGCUGGUGCCAUGCUCAGCAGAGAGACAUAGCGAUAAAGGGAUGACAUAGCAGAAGAGUUGCUACGGAAGAGGAUGAUGAGGUCAGAUAACGGAGCCUGCAUCUUGUAUUAAUGGCUGAAGUCUAUCCUUUGGGUAUUUGAGGGCCUUUUAGUGCAGGUGUGUCAGUCAUUUUGGUUGAUUUCUCAACAAGCUGACAUAGUCCAUCAGUAAGAACUAGAUAAAGUAGAAUUUCAACGAUAGAGAAGUAAACCAACUCAGUCCCCUUGGAUUAUUCUAAAAUUGUUCUAUCGAUACUUCCAAAUUUGUUUAGAGAACGGCUCUGGGACAUUCUGAGUCUAUGAUGGCCCGUGUGAUCGUACGAGUGAAACAGAGACUGAGGCAAACGUGCUGAAGGCGGGGGUUGUGUAGGGGAAGGACAGCGUGCAACGGAGCUGCCCUCUCAGAGCGAACGCAUUUAAGAGGCUGGAGACGGAGCCUGCCCUCAACAGAAUAAACUGUUGUAGUCGUAACUCUCCCCAGAGCUUAUUGUAAAACCACUCUCCGCGCCUCGUGUUUACCUGUUCGUCUCAUCGUGUCUGGACGGAGACGCGAUGUUUGCCGUUUCUAUAGCGAUCCUCGUAUCCCAGGAGUAUUCCAGGAAAUCCUGCGGACGCUGAUAACAUUGUUUACGUGAUGGAAGUUACUAAGUGAGGUUUCGUUCAUUGUUUCCUCUUUUGAAUCACAUGGAAGUUGUUCACGACGUGGCACAUUAUGAAACAAAGUUUGACUGACAGACGCUAAGAGGUCAAACGCAGUCGACGCGUCUGGGAUAGUACAUUGAGAUUGUGGAAGCCAUUGCCCUAUACUCUUUCCCUUUCACUAAGUAUAAGUGGACCAAUACAAGUGUAUUCAUGACUUAAAACUUUAGUUAUUGUAAUUUUUUCAUAUUUUAUAUCACAUAAUGUACUCAAAAACCAAAGAAAUUACUUCAGAAUUUG